GCCUUGCCUCGCCCGCGCCUUUUUCCCCCCUGCGCCGAGGCUCCGCUUCAGCAUUCGGGCACCGCAGGUAGGGCAGGAGGCUGGAGCGCCUGCUGCCCGCCGCCCGUAAAAUGGUCACCUCGGCUGGACAGCUCGCCCUGUUCGCGCUGGGUCUUUUAUUGGCUGUGUGCCAGGCCCUGGAGAACACCACAUCCGCCCUGAGUGCAGACCCACCCGUGGCUGCAGCUGUGGUGUCCUAUUUUAAUGACUGCCCGGAUUCCCACAGUCAGUUUUGCUUCCAUGGAACCUGCAGGUUUUUGGUGCAGGAGGACAAGCCAGCAUGUGUCUGCCAUUCUGGGUAUGUUGGAGCACGCUGUGAGCACGCGGACCUCCUGGCUGUGGUGGCCUCCAGCCAGAAGAAGCAGGCCAUCACCGCCUUGGUGGUGGUCUCCGUCGUGGCCGUAGCUGGUCUCAUCAUCACGUGUGUGCUGAUACACUGCUGCCAGGUCCGAAAACACUGUGAGUGGUGCCGAGCCCUCAUCUGCCGGCAUGAGAAGCCCAGUGCCCUACUGAAAGGAAGGACUGCUUGCUGCCACUCAGAAACAGUCUGAAGAGCCCAGAGGAGUUCAGCCAGGCAGACUGCGGCAGUCCUGAUGAAGAAAGGACCUCAGGAUGGCCCAGCGAGGGAUGCCCGGGACGUGCCGGCAGACCUUCCUACUCUGCCUGCACUCACCUGUGCAGCCUUUUUGUCUUUUGUGGGCCUUCCUUCAAAACUCUGUCAAGAACUCUGUCUGCUUGGGGUUAUUCGGUGUGACCUAGAAAAGAAACCAGUGGACCACAAUUUAAAAACUGGUCAAAAAAGAACUGCAAAGGGGUGGACUUCCUGUUUACCUAGAUAAGCUGUGUGCGUUAGUUGGCAUCUGAGUCCAGUGUGUGUAGCUGUCUUCUGCCAUUCAUGGAUGCCAGGCUGUGUUUCUUUUUAAUGGGCCCAUUUCUCCACAACAGUAUGCAUCCUUCCCAACUGGAGAUUCCUAUAGUUGUUACAGUUUUUUCUCAUCCACUUAUUGGGGAAGACGGUGGAGAAAGGGUCACUGCUUAUUGUUAUGUGAAGACGCCAAGUUUUAAGAGGAGCUGUGUCUUUCUUCUGUCCGUGAGACCUUCAACCAGCAGUCACCUUCCACAGACACAUGAAGUUGAGGACCUGCCAAUUGUCACUACCCUUGGACAUAAUUUCUUAUUUAUUAGAUGGAUGAUGGUUUUAUUUUUAACCUAAGUCAAUGUAUAAAGUAUAAAACUAUUUCAGACUUCUACAUUAAUGAUUGAUGUAUUGCUGGCUGCAAAGUUAUUCUGAUUUAAAAGGUCUGGCCUCUUUGGGACAGGUAAGGCUCAGGAAAAGCCACCCAGGAGGUACAGAGAUGGAAGCAGAGGAUGAGUUGCUGAUGGGAGCAAGGAUUGGGUUUCAGAGGUUGUGCCAUUUAAAACGCAAAACAGGUCAAUGCCUCCACAUACAUUCAGAUGGAAAAGUUAGCCGAUCCAGCAGCAUAGAUUUGUCACUUCUGUCAGAAGAGAGAGAAAGGGAGUGC
Molecule: messenger RNA, 1562 nt
Organism: Hipposideros armiger (great roundleaf bat)
Lineage: Eukaryota; Metazoa; Chordata; Mammalia; Chiroptera; Hipposideridae
Gene: TGFA
Product: transforming growth factor alpha
Exons: 6
Coding region: 111-590 (159 amino acids)
Biological process (GO): epidermal growth factor receptor signaling pathway; positive regulation of mitotic nuclear division; positive regulation of cell population proliferation
Molecular function (GO): epidermal growth factor receptor binding; growth factor activity
Source: RefSeq, a predicted model, not a curated record